GUCCCUUUGCUCUCUUUCUAUAAUCCAACAAUCUCUCAUCAUCACCAUGCUCGUGUCAGCUGCCCUUCUCGCUCUCUGCUCAGCAGCCUUUGCAGCAGCUACGCCAACCCCAGCUCAAACCCCUGAGACGGACUUCAGCUUCUGGCUCGGCGGUCCUAUCCUCGAGAAAUGUCUCGCUGAAGGAAACUGCGAGGACCGUCUCCUCGACAACCCUUACUACGUCGAAGCAAAGAAGACCAACCAUCAGAAGCGAUAUAAUUGCCACGGCGCCGGUAUGCACACCAUCGUCACUAGUGGCAAGAACUUUGUCAAAUUUGGUUCUUUCAAUCCCUACGACCUGUUCCACCACGUCUACGACCUGUGUCACGAAGGCGGAUGUGACAGUGGCAGUGACUGGGCCCGAAGCACAAAGUACGUCACAGCUACUGGUAUCUACUCAAAGGAUAUCAAAGUCAGUGCUCAGGGCGUUUAUUCUGGUUGGGACAUGCGUAAUGCUCUUGCACAGUCUCUCGCCGAUGCUUCUGGGCGAAACCAAGUUUGGUCUGAAGAAGUUGCAUGCCCAAGUGGAGGACGAGCAUGCUCGCGUGUCAAGGCCUGGCAGGGCUAUGCUCCCAACUUCCAUCAGUCUGCUAUCUUCAACAACUGCAAUCAAUAUGGUUGGAUGAAUGCAAAGACUGAUGGUCUUACUGGAUUCACUUCGGGCGGGGAUUGCAAGUCAAUUGUUGAGAAGCUUGGAGCUAUUAUUGGAGAGACGGUUCCUUUUGGAGCAGGAACUAUCCCACUCUUGGGUGCACUUUGUGGUUAG
This is a messenger RNA of Fusarium redolens, 805 nucleotides long. RefSeq lists its product as uncharacterized. The record is from RefSeq and is a predicted model, not a curated record. Bases 47 to 805 code for a protein of 252 amino acids. NCBI's taxonomy places the organism in Eukaryota, Fungi, Ascomycota, Sordariomycetes, Hypocreales, Nectriaceae. The transcript has a single exon.